AUGAAAGCCCUCCACGUCUUUGUUGCUCUCACGCUUCUGGCUUGUGAUGCUCUCGCAUCCCAGCACAACGUUGCACGCCACCAUUCUCGCCAGACUACCGGUCUGGCGCGAAGAGCCAACCGCAGGAACUCUUGCAAGGCUCCAGUCUCUUCAAAGACCCCCACCACUUCUACGCAGCCCCCAGCUAGCACCCCGAAGCAGUCGAACGGCAAUCAGUCGAACGGCAACCAGUCGAACGGCAACCAGUCGAACGGCAACCAGUCGAACGACAACAAGAACAACGGGAACGGUAAUAACAACAACAAUAACGACAACAAGUCGAGCAAUCCCGUGAAGAGUGUCCAGGCCGCCGCUGGCUUCACUCCCAAUGGCAAGAAGGCCGGCACGUCUUCUGGCAAUGCCCUUUCCACCCUCGACUCGCAUAUUGGCUGGUGGUACGAUUGGUCCCCUAACCCAAGCAAGCAGGGCCAGGCCAUGCCAGUUCCCAUGCUUUGGGGUGGUGGAAACGCGGACGGCACCGACGCUUCCCGUUUGGCCAAGUUCAAGACCAUCUCACAGGCGCCACAAUACAUGCUCGGCUUUGAAGAGCCCGAUUGUGCAGCUGGCGGAGGUUCUGCUGGCAUGUCUGUCUCUGAGGGCGUAUCCAAAUGGGAGCAAUAUAUUGCUCCCUUCAAGGCCAAGGGCACUAAGCUCGGCAGCCCUUCCAUGUGCCACCAAGCUGCUGAGACUUGGUUGAAGCAAUUCUCCAAGCAGAUCUCCACUGACUGGGACUUCACUAACAUCCACGUCAACAAGAAUAACAUGGCUGGUGUCCGCGCUGACCUGGAUCACUAUGCUUCGUACGGCAAGCCCAUCUGGGUUUCCGAGUUCGCCUGCGUUGAUGACUCUACUGGCUUUGAGCCUUGCACGGACCAGGGUCAAAUCAACAAGUUCAUCAGCGACAUUGUUGACCUCUUCGAGUCGGACGGCCGUGUCGCUGCUUACGCCUACAGCAACGGUAUGGGCCUUGGAAACGUCUGGCCCAUGACGACUAGUUCGGGUGCCCUCUCCGCGUCCGGCAAGGCUUACUUGGCUGCCAUCUCCAAGUACCACUAG
Molecule: messenger RNA, 1095 nt
Organism: Mycena indigotica
Lineage: Eukaryota; Fungi; Basidiomycota; Agaricomycetes; Agaricales; Mycenaceae
Product: Glyco-hydro-cc domain-containing protein
Exons: 5
Coding region: 1-1095 (364 amino acids)
Biological process (GO): fungal-type cell wall polysaccharide metabolic process
Cellular component (GO): fungal-type cell wall
Source: RefSeq, a predicted model, not a curated record